AUAACAAAUAGCCAGUGUUGUAAACAAGUGUAGUAGAUGUAGUCCCCAUACAUGGGGUGCGCAAUGUGUUGAUAUGAUAACAACAACAACAAAACACCAUACAAAACACACGUUAUGGGUGGUAAAGUCAUUGAAACAUUGGACGAUGCAAUUGCAAUUGAAAUUCUGAAUGAAAAUGCCAUAAUUACCGGAAAGGGGAAUGAGCUGCAUUUAUACACAAAGGGCACAAAAAAUGACAAAGAUGACGAGCUGUGGCAGGAACAUGUCUUGGAUAUAACAUUGACGAAUAAAAUUCAUGGAAUCCAUAAAAACGGCGAUGGUUCGCUGCUGGUCUAUGGAGAAAAGGAAUUUGUGCUACUUUCUUCCUGUUCCGGGCAUGACAUUCCACACUUCCAUGAAUUCUUUAGAGCCACUCUCAGCGAUUGGAUAAGUUGUGGUAGUUUUCUCUCAGACCCCGUUGAAGUCAUACUACUUACAGCUCAUAGCAUCGUCUUACGUUUUGCCUAUGACAUUGAGAAACAAUCAUGUGUCCUCAAGGAACGCAUAUCGUGUAGUGAUAAAUCCACCCUAUAUUGUGCCCAUUUAUAUGGGUCGACAUGGAAGGAUUUAGUGGUAUUUUCGGGUAAUGCUUUUGGGGAGCUGCUAAUUUGGCAACCUUCGGAAAAUACAGAAAAUCAUGAAGCAGCUUCCAAACCUAGGGCCUCCAUUUUAUUACAUCGUAUACCAGCCCAUAAUGGAGUCAUAUUUUCCAUUGACUACGAUGAGAAGACCAAACAAUUGAUAACCACAAGUGAUGACCGGGCAGUUAAGUGGUGGAAAGUGAAAUUAUGUGAUACUAGUGAGGGAGGAUGGUCCAAUUCCACUCUUCAAGCUGUGGCAAGUGGUUAUGGUCAUGUUGCCAGGGUCUUUAAGGGCAGGAUUAUUAAGAAUGAUGCCCAUACCUAUGCCCUCAGUGUGGGCGAAGACUCCUAUUUCUGUUUGUGGAGUAGCAAUGGGGAGAUGCUAUUCAAACGCCGUCAACAAUUUGGUGCCACAAUUUGGAAUUUCAUAUACAACACACACAACAAGACCAUUUACACCUUGAGCUCCAUUGGCAAUAUGGUGGCCUAUGAUUUGACACAUGAAUUGCAGAGAAUACAUAACUCCACAGAAGCCAUGCAUUUACUGCCAGAAGUACGAAAAGAGAAUCCUUCCGAAUAUAUAGCCAAGGUUAAAUUUCUUAAAGAAAAUUAUCUUCUGGGCAUAACAAAUGAAAAUCGUUUGAUGAGAAUGAAAUAUCAACGUGAUUUAAAGGAAAUCAAUGGCCUAUGGGAGGAGCUGAAUGUGGGUCUCAAUUUCAAAUGCACCGUUAUGGAGGUAUAUGAGAAUCGCAUUGCCAUUUGUGGUUUUAAACGCUUGCUACUGCUAGAAUGGCAAGUGGAAGAAGAUAAAUUUGAGAUUCUUUUGGACCAACAACUUUUGGAAGGUGUUAUAAGGGCCUUUGUCUUUUUUAGCUUUACAAGUUAUUUGAUAUGCGAUGACAAAGGAAAUUGCAUUUUACAAUUAGAUAAGAAUGUCAGCCCACGUAGUUUGACAUUGGCAAAAUGUAAAGAACCUUGGCUUACCACUGCUUUACUGCUUUCCCAUGGCGACUACAUGCUCAUUAGCAAUCGUUUGGGCAAUCUUUUGUUGUAUAAAUUAAGUGACAAUGGAGAAAGCUAUGAUUUAAGGGAUACUUUGAAACAUCCCCAUGAAAAUUUGGGAGCCACACAAUUACAAAUUGUCAAAGAAAAUGAGGAUUCGGUAAUGGUUCGUUCUUGUGGCCAUGAUGGGGCCAUAAAGUUAUAUAAAAUAAGCUACAAAGAGGAUAAUAUUAUUAGCUGCUCUCGCGAAAUUGUCCAGGUGGCGUGGAUAGAAAACAUAAUACCAAAAUGGCAUGGAGAACAAGAUCUAUUUUUGGGUUUCAAUGAUAACCACUUUACGGUGUGGACCAGAGAAUAUGAUUUCCUUUUACAAUUGGCCUGUGGAGGUGGUCAUCGUUGUUGGCAUUAUCUCAUUAAUUCCAAAGAACAAAAGAUUUCUUUGGCCUUUAUUAAAAAUAAAAGGGUGAGAUUUUACCAUUUGCCUUUAUUGAAUAAGGGACUGACAUCUCUGCCGCCAGCCAAGAAAUGGCACAUAGCACCAUGUAAUAUAAUGGAAAUCCUUAAGACGAAAGAAAGAACAAUUGCCGUCUCGGCAGGAGAUGAUAAUUUAAUAAAAUUACACAAAGUAACAGAGCAAGGUUUAGAGCAAUGUCAGGAAUCACACUGCCACAUAUCAAAUAUACGUGCCCUUAAACUACAUGCCAUCAAUGAGCAGGAGUUCCUUAUCUUCUCGGGAGGUGGUCGAGCUCAAUUGUGUAUCAAUAAAAUAAAUGUAGCAAAUAAUUUCCACAUACAAGAAUUGCUGAACUAUACUGUGAAACCGGAGGAUCAAACCAACCCAACGAAUAAUAAAACAAACUACAAUUUUGAUCCCGAAACCCGCCUAAUGUCCUUGGAUAUUAAACCCCUCAACAAUGGAGAAUAUCAAAUAUUCAUUGGCUGUUCCGAUGGCUAUGUGAGAUGUCUGCAUUUCCAAUUCUCUCCCCUGAAAAUACAACUAACCUCUCAAUAUUUCUAUAAGAAAUGUUUAUUACACAUUAAAUAUGUCAAGGAAUAUGAUUAUUUGCUAGCUGCCGGAACCGAUGGAUAUCUCCGAUUCUUUGAUGCCGCCCUAACACAUUGUCUCCAAGAAAUAAAACAUCAUUCUAGUGGGGUUAAUGGGCUUUGCCUAAGAUUUAAUGGCUCCCAUAAAGCUUUGCAAAUCCUUUCUGGAGGUGAUGACCAAUCCGUAACUUUUAGUUCCUUGGAUUUAUCGCAGGAUUUUAAAUGUCAACACAAUUUCACAAAUCCCUCACUGCAUACGGCCCAAGUAUGUGCUGCUGCGAUAUGCUCGAAUGGCCAGUAUGGUUAUACCAGUGGUGUGGAUCAAAUGCUUUAUAAAAUCGAUUUAUUAUCUGGAGAAAUUGUCGAGAAAUUUCAUUCCUGCGUUGCUGACAUUAAAGGCGUCUGCCUGUUGGGUGAUGACUUAUGUCUGCUCUAUGGCUGUGGCAUGCAAUUAAUUAAGCUAAGGAAUUGAUUACCUUUUUUGUGUGAAUAUUUGAUAAAAAUUUGUUAAAAAAAAAUAAAUGUUUUGUAGAAAAUA
This is a messenger RNA of Musca domestica (house fly), 3204 nucleotides long. RefSeq names its product WD repeat-containing protein 6. The coding region runs from base 115 to 3138 and encodes 1007 amino acids. The transcript has 3 exons. Lineage: Eukaryota; Metazoa; Arthropoda; Insecta; Diptera; Muscidae. Gene Ontology annotation, cellular component: cytoplasm. Gene Ontology annotation, molecular function: protein binding. Gene Ontology annotation, biological process: tRNA methylation. The record is from RefSeq and is a predicted model, not a curated record.